Peromyscus californicus insignis is the source of this 1436-nucleotide messenger RNA. It is a transcript of the gene Skap1, whose product is annotated as src kinase associated phosphoprotein 1. NCBI's taxonomy places the organism in Eukaryota, Metazoa, Chordata, Mammalia, Rodentia, Cricetidae. The record is from RefSeq and is a predicted model, not a curated record. Gene Ontology annotation, molecular function: protein binding. Bases 188 to 1252 code for a protein of 354 amino acids. The transcript is spliced from 13 exons. Gene Ontology annotation, cellular component: plasma membrane; cytoplasm.
CCCGCUGCGCGCGCCGCUUCCUGAGCGCGCGGCCGGCCGGCGGACCCGCCCUGCUGCUGGGCCCCGAGGCGACAGCCGAGGUACAGGUACCCCGGGUGCAGAUCGACUCCCUCUGCCCGCCGCCGUCGGAGCAGGCCUCGCGUCCCUUGUCCCGCCUUCUGCUGCGGCCGCCCUCCCGCCGGGCCAAAUGCAGGCUGUCGCCCUCCCCGAGGAGAUCCGUUGGCUCCUGGAAGAUGCUGAAGACUUCCUGGCGGAGGGCUUGCGGAAUGAGAACCUCAGUGCCAGUGCUCAGGACCAGAGAGACCACAUUCUCCGGGGCUUCCAGCAGAUCAAAUCCAGGUACUGUUGGGAUUUUCAGCCCCAAGGAGGAGACCUUGGCCAGGACAGCUCUGAUGACAAUCUGAGUGGGACUCACGGCCCACCCCUCCCAUCAGAUGCAUCCUUUUGGUCAGAUUAUCAGGAUGAGGGAGUGGAAAACAUCUUAAGAGGGGCUCAGGAGCUGGAUAACAUCAUCAAGCAAGGAUACUUGGAGAAGAAAAGCAAAGAUCAUAGCUUCUUUGGGUCAGAAUGGCAGAAGCGAUGGUGUGUGGUCAGCAGAGGCCUCUUUCUCUACUACGCUAAUGAGAAAAGUAAGCAGCCCAAAGGGACCUUCCUCAUUAAGGGCUACAGUGUCCGGAUGGCUCCCCACCUGCGAAAAGACUCCAAGAAAGAAUCCUGCUUUGAACUGACCUCCCAGGAUAGACGCAGCUAUGAGUUUACAGCUCUGAGUCCAGCUGACGCCAGAGACUGGGUGGACCAAAUAAGUUUCUUGUUAAAAGAUCUGAGCUCCUCAACCAUCCCCUGUGAAGAGGAAGAGGAAGAGGAAGAGGAGAAAGAAGAGGAAGAAAUGUACGAUGACAUUGACGGUUUUGACUCUGUCAAGUCUGGUUCCCAGUGCAGAGCCGUGACCUUGCCUGAGCCCACAGAGGAAGAAGAGGACAUUUAUGAAGUCCUACCAGAUGAAGACCUUGAUUUAGAAGAGGAUGCACGCGGCACUCAUCGACGGCGAGUGGACUACGCCAAUUAUUACCAAGGCCUGUGGGAUUGCCAUGGUGACCAGCCAGAUGAACUGUCCUUCCAACGAGGUGACCUCAUCCGCAUUCUGAGCAAGGAGUACAACAUGUACGGCUGGUGGGUAGGAGAGCUGAACAGCCUCAUUGGGAUCGUUCCGAAGGACUACCUCACCACCGCCUUUGAAACGGAAGAACCAUGAAGCCCAGGGAACAUAGUCUUCUCUCUAUCCUGCCUUCAUGAAGAAACAUACCAUCCAUCAAGAAUUCCCAUCUUCUCCUCUGGCCAUGGAUUCUUCUCUUUGCUGAACAGACUCCAAACUCUGCUACUUCAUGUGACUUUAAACCACUAAUAAAACAUGGAAGAAGAGAACAGCUCCUCAGAUC